UACCACUCCAUUUCAUUUUCCCUCUGUACCAUUUUCUCUCCAAUACUCUCUAUUUUGAGCCAGCUUUCACUCCUCGCUCUCUCUCAGGAUCAUGGAUUCAUACACACUGAAGUCCGUUUUAGAUUUGCCUGCACAUUUUCGUUCAGCUUUUAAAUUCAGGUACUUCAAUUCGCUGCAAAGUGAAUGCUUUCCUGUUUGCUUCCAUUCCGAUGCAAACAUGGUUAUUUCAGCACCAACAGGAAGUGGUAAAACGGUGCUCUUUGAGCUUUGCAUUUUGAGGCUUCUCUCAAAGUUCAUCUCUGAAGAUGGGAGGUUCAUCCAUAUAAAGGGAACCCUCAAAACAAUCUAUAUAGCCCCAUCUAAGGCCUUAGUACAAGAGAAGCUCCGUGAUUGGAAGGAGAAGUUUGGAUCAUGGGGGAUAAAUUGCCUGGAGUUGACUGGUGAUAAUGAAUUUUACAACAUAAAGAAUAUUCAAGAUGCUGAUAUCGUUCUAACUACUCCUGAGAAAUUUGAUGCUGUGACUCGUUAUCGCAUAAAAGACGGUGGCUUGAGCUUUUUCAGUGAUAUAGCACUUCUACUUAUUGAUGAAGUUCACCUAUUAAACGAUCCACGUGGAGCCACUUUGGAGGCAAUAGUUAGCAGAAUAAAAAUGCUUUCUCGCAACCCAGAGCUGAGAUCAAGUCCUCUUGCUCAUGUCCGCUACCUUGCUGUGUCUGCCACGAUUCCAAAUGUUGAGGACCUUGCUGAAUGGCUUUUGGUUCCUGUCCAAGGAAUUAAAAGGUUUGGGGAAGAAAUGAGGCCUGUCAAGUUGACUACUAAAGUUUUUGGCUACACCCCAGCCAAAAAUGACUUUCUAUUUGAGAAGCGCCUUCAAAACUAUAUUUUUGAUGUUCUUAUGCAAUUUUCAAGGGGAAAAUCUGCUCUGGUUUUUUGUUCAACUAGAAAGGGAGCACAAGAAGCAGCACAAUGCCUCUCUCAGAUAGCAAUGACCUUUGGAUAUUCAAAUCCAUUCAUUAAAAGCAAUGAACAGAAGGAAAGGCUAAGGGAAGCAUCACUAUCAUGCAGUGAUAAACAAAUGCAAUCUUAUAUCAUUUUUGGUGUUGGUUAUCACAAUGGUGGGCUUUGCUUGAAGGAUCGCAAUCUCAUUGAAGGUCUUUUUCUUAAGGGCGAUAUUCAAAUUCUGUGCACUACAAAUACUCUUGCCCAUGGGAUCAACCUACCAGCACACACAGUAGUGAUAAAAUCAACGCAGCACUUCAACAAGGAAAAAGGUCUCUACAUGGAAUAUGACCGAUCCACAAUAUUACAGAUGUGCGGGAGGGCAGGCCGGCCACCAUUUGAUGAUACAGGAAUGGUUAUAAUCAUGACAAGAAAAGAAACAGUACAUUUGUAUGAGAAUCUAUUGAAUGGAUGUGAAGUGGUGGAAUCGCAAUUGCUUCCAUGUGUGACAGAGCACUUAACUGCAGAGAUAGUUCAACUGACCGUCUCUGAUAUUACAAAAGCAAUUGAAUGGAUGAAGUGCUCAUAUUUGUAUGUCAGAAUGAAAAAGAACCCUGAGAAUUAUGCAGUUAAAAAAGGGACUUCAAUUGACCGUAUAGAGAGGCAUAUGCAAGAGAUUUGUGUCCAGAAAGUUAAUGAGUUAUCCCAACAUCAAAUGAUCUGGACUGAUGAAGAUGGUUUCCUCUUGAAGUCACUAGAUCCUGGAAAGUUGAUGACAAAGUACUAUUUGAAAUUUGACACAAUGAAACACAUUAUGCAGACCCCUGUAAACUGCACUAUAGAAGAUGCACUUCAUAUCAUAUGCCGUGCUGAGGAAAUUGCUUGGAUACAGCUCAGACGCAAUGAGAAGAAACUUCUAAAUGACAUAAACAUUGACAAAGAUGGCCGACUUCGCUUUCACCUCCUUGAUGAUAAGGGGAAACGGAAAAAGCGUAUCCAAACUAGAGAAGAAAAAAUAUUUAUUUUGGCAAAUGAUUGCUUGACUGGUGAUCCUUCAGUUCAUGAUUUAUCCCUGAGCCAGGACAUGAAUUCUAUAUGCUCAAAUGGGAGUAGAAUUGUGAAGUGCAUGAAAGAGUAUUUCAUUUACAAGAAGAAUUAUAAAGGAGCCUUGAAUUCAACACUCUUAGCGAAAUCCUUGUAUCAAAAACUCUGGGAUGAUAGUCCAUACUUGCUGAAACAAUUACCUGGCAUUGGAAUGGUGACCGCCAAGGCACUGCAUUCAAUGGGAAUUAACUCAUUUGAGACUUUAGCUGAAGCUGAUCCAAGGAGGAUAGAGAUAGUCACUGGUCGAAAAUAUCCAUUCGGAAACCAUAUUAAGGAUUCCUUACAUUCACUACCUCCAAAAGUCGACAUGAAGGUUGAGGAAAUUGAGUGCCAGAGGCAGGGAAAGUCCAAGCUGGUAUUAACAUUGACUAGGCUAACACAAUCAGUGCAACCAACAAAAAGACAUUAUGCUGAUAUGAUUGUUGGUUCAGAAGAGGAGAACUUGAUUAUCUUCCAUGAGAAAAUAAGCAGACUGGAAGAGUUCUCCAGCCCCUAUAGUGCAGCAAUUCUCCUGUCAAAUCCUCAUCAAGGAAAGCUGACUAUUAAGGCUGAUCUUAUUUUUGAAGAGUACAGUAUGGCCUCAGCCAUUAUAUGUCUAACUUAUUUUGCGUUUGUUUAUACUGGCAUUGGAUUCCAGACUAAGAGUUCAUUUUGUAUCAUCAUUCAUGUAGUUGGUAUUGAUCUCCGCCAAAAACUUUUAUUGAUGAAAGAGAACAAUUUAAGCAUGAAUUAUAAAAAGAGAAAUAAGCAGCCUUCCUUUUUUCCUCUGCCUGAGGAAGUAUACAUCAUAGAUGAUGAUGAACCUACAUCUCGAGCUCCAGCCAAAGAGCAUAACAGAUCAGUCAACUCUGAAAGGAAAAAUGAUUCCUUGCCCACUUUCAACCUCCUAGAUGAAGAGAUGGGGGAAGGUGAGCCUGAUGUUGAAGAUAAAGAAGAUGAUUGCAAAAUCAUCACUGAAAAAACAGUGUUUGAUCACAUACGUGAAAAAUCCAAAAACUUUCCUAUCUUCGCUGCAUCAAGUAGUGCCUGUUCUCCAUUAUCAGAGACCUUGAUUUUCACAAGAAAGCAAACUCGUGAGAAGCAGCUUGAACUCCAAAGUGAAGUAGAAGUUCUGGAAGAGACAGACAGAAACAAGAUUCCACGACAGAGUGUGGUCAAUCCUUCUUCAGAAACCAUAGAGGCAGAAGACUAUGGACUUGGUACUUACAAAUGUAUGACUCCAAAUCACCACAUUACUGCCAGAAGCUUAGAUACCAUGAUCGAAGGCGGGCCUCCUCCAGAAUCUGCGGAAAGCACAUUGAAAACUUCAAUUGAGGAAUCAAUAUUUGAUCAUAUACGGAGAAAAUCUAAGAAUUUCCCUGUUAUCAAUAAAUCAAAGACCAAGGAUUUUGAGUCUUUACUCUGGACAAAGGAACAUUUCUCUGACAGUCAGGCCGACUCUAGUAGUGCUUCCUCUGAAAUAUUGAAAGAGAUGAAUCCAGAUAAAGUCCUAAGAACUUCAGAUUCGGAAAGCACAGAGGUCAAACACAACAUAUAUUUUGGAAGCUCCUAUGGGUUGCUGAAUCUUCCUCCAAGAGUUUCAAGCACCAAUGCUGAUUCAUCAUCUACUAAGAUGCUGUCAUUUGAUAUUUCCAUGUUAAAGAAUAGAGAGCAGUUAGCAGAACCAGUGAGCUCCAUGAAAAGUAGCAGCAAACAGCAAUGCUCUCCAAGAGAAUCUAAAAGGCAGCAGUGUUCUCCAAAUGAAUUCAAAAGACAGUGCUGCUCAAUGGAAACAACUAGCGAAACCAAGGAAGCAGAUUCAUUUCUUGGGUUUAAGAGUGUCUUUUCAUUUCUCUGAAUCUCUGAUUCCUCUCUUGCCAGAGCAUUAAAGCAUUGCAUAAGCUUCUAAACCUUAAAAUGAUAUUUCAUGACUAAUGUAGCAAUGUACAUGAAAUUAGAAUUUAAUCUGACGGUGCAGGUUGGCCCCUGUACUCUAAAAGCUGCAUCACUCUACCUGAUGCAGAUACCUAGGGUCAAACAGGAGUUAUAAUCAAUGUCAAUUCAUCUGGCAACCUUGUGAAUAAAUGCAUACCAUGACAGACAGAGCAGCGA
Molecule: messenger RNA, 4134 nt
Organism: Quercus lobata
Lineage: Eukaryota; Viridiplantae; Streptophyta; Magnoliopsida; Fagales; Fagaceae
Gene: RCK
Product: DNA helicase ROCK-N-ROLLERS
Exons: 26
Coding region: 92-3880 (1262 amino acids)
Molecular function (GO): ATP binding; nucleic acid binding
Source: RefSeq, a predicted model, not a curated record